UGAAAUCUUUCCCCACUCACUCCGAGUUCUAACUCACUAGUGGGGAGACGGAGACACGAGCGGACACGUGCAAACAGGAGAGGACUCGGGACACAAAAAAACCAGUGAUCAAGUCCACAGACGUUACUGGACUGGUUAUUUACAAAACUUAAAGUACCAUAAAACAAACUGACCUGAGUGCAGCUGGACAAACUGAGGUGGAUGACAGAAGGCACGCUUUCCUGUGGUCAGUAAACAGCAGCUGUUUCCUAUCAAAAUAACUCAGCCACCGUUUGACCUUGUUACUUCUGCUUCCACCCGAGGACCUUUGACCACAAACUCCUGUUUUGGAUUUAGAUUUUGCUGCUAGAGAGACAACCCCUGCAAAGUCCAGGAUGCGUGUGAUCCUCUUCCUGAACCAAGCCUUCCUGCUCCUCCUGCUGCUCCCCUCCACCGAGAUGAAAAGACCCGGGAAGGGCCGAGGCCUCAAACGUGCAAGGCAGAAACUUGCACAGGACAGACUUUUGCAGAUGGUAAGAGGAGUCGGGCGUCACAGCAGAUCAGACAGGUUUGUGGUACCUACGUGUUCAGAGCUGUCAGAAUCUGGGGAAAACUUUGUGGAUUGUCAAGAUCAAUAUCUCACCUCUAUUCCUGCCUCGAACACCUGGUCCAAAAUGCCCAAGCACCUUCUUUUAGCUCGAAACAGAAUCAAAGUCCUCCAUGAUGGAGCCUUCUCUGGCUAUGAGAGUUUAAUUAGUCUAGACCUUCAACAGAACCAGAUCUCUCUGGUGAAGGAGCAGGCUUUUGAGGACCUAACGCAGCUCACAACCCUUCUGCUGCAACAUAACCGACUGACUACACUCAGCGAAGAAGCUCUCAUCUUCAUUCCAAAUCUUCGUUAUUUGCGUUUGCACGGCAAUCCCUGGAAAUGCCUCUGCCCCAUGGAAAGUCUCAUUCGAACUCUUCAAGUUCCAAGUAACAGGAAUUUUGGAAAUCAUGCUAGGUGUGCAGAGCCAAUCAGUCUAAAGAACAAGAAACUGAAGAAUAUUAAUCCUGAUCUACUCUGUGAAGAGUCUCCCGGGGAUCCACAUGGCAACAUGACAGACCCUAUAGAGCCAAGUCCAAUCCGCAGCAAAUCAGAUGCUACGACACUCUGUCACACCUACUUUUUUCCAAAAGUACAAAUGGACUGCAGCAACCGAGGUCUAACUCAGGUGCCUUCAGGUAUACCCGAAGAUGUCGUUCAGGUCAACCUGUCCCAUAAUUCAAUCCGACAUCUUAAACCAAGAGAUUUUCAGGGAGUGAGAAGUCUCAGAGUCCUUAACCUCAGCAACAACAACAUGGAGCACAUAGACACAGGUUCACUAGCUGGGCUUUUGCAUCUUCAUGAGCUGGAUUUGUCCAACAACAAACUGCGUUUUGUUCAGUAUGGGGUUCUUGAAGACCUUUACUUCCUGUCACAGCUAAAACUGGGAGGAAAUCCCUGGCUCUGUGACUACAACAUCCACUACAUGGUUUACUGGCUACGUCUACAUCCAGGGGUGAAGCACUCGGGCCUGCUGUGUCACUCUCCUCUGGAACAUGCCGGUGAGAGAGUGGAGAAGUACGUGCAUUCCUACAACAGAGAGUGUCCUAAAGACAGACAGCUGAGCGGGCCGGAUCAAGACCAAAUGGAUCCCGAGCUUUGGGGAAAACCGUUAGAAGCCCUGGGAGAGGUGGAGGAGGAGCUGGAGCCGAGUCCCUUGAGGGUGCCACAGAAAUAUCAGAUAAUCAGACUGUCCUGAUAUAAAUGUUGCAUCUUAAAGACUUUUUUAAUCAAUUUUCACUUAAUGUUGUUACAUAUUGUAUCAUGUCUCUUAAUUCAAAUUGUUAGAAAUGCCAAUAUUUUAACAAUUUUUAUUUUAUUUUUUUUACUAUUUUAGCUAUACAUGGGUACUGAAAACAAUGAAAAACUCAGAUAUGUUGCAGGCUGGGCCAAUUUAAAGGCGUGCAGCAGCGCAGGUUGAGAUGGACCACAAUACUGAAAUAUCUGAGAAAAAAAUGCAUAAAAUGUUCAGGAUCAACAUUCUGGGUGAAUAAAUGUCAGGGUUGAAAGACUUUUUACUCAACAGGCUACACGGUCCUCUCUCACCUCUGCCACUUUUUAAGGUAGUGUGCUGUGGACAAGCAGCUCUGACCUGUUUCCAAACAUAGUCAUGUUAAAAGCUCUAUUUAUCAGGAGAAGGGUUCCUCACAGAUGCCAACACUAUUCUCACUUUGCCAGCAGACAUAAAUCCAAUACAAACAGAUGUGGCAGUUGGUAAUUGCAAGCCAAUAAUAGCAGCUGGAGCAGCUCUUGUGAGAAACACACCCAUAUAUAUGCUGCAUGUAGAUGCAUGUUUAGCAUAUUUAUGCUUUUAAAACCACAAUGAGCUGGAAGUGACUUUGAUUAAUGUCUAUCAGAGACUGGAUAAUCAUUUACAGCAGAGUUUAUGUAGCAGAUCUCAUCUGCAGCUUUUUUAACAGGACCAUCACCUCUUAGAGUGUGAGUUAAUCAGGUUCAGAAACUUUAGAGAAAGAGCAUCUUCCUGAUUUCAGCCAAAUUCAUUUCUAAACUCUGAGAUAUUCAUAAUAAACUUAACUAGUUUUAGAAGUGAUCAUUCUGAAUAAAUGUUAAUGUAAUUCAAUGGGUUUUAAUGCCUUAAAGUAUUCUUUUGCCCUUCUUGAGUCUUUUGCAGCAACAUGCCAGGCAGCUGCGAUGCGCCUCGUGCAGCCGGCGGAGACUGGAGGUUCAGGUUUAUUAAUAGCAGCUGAACAUGAAAAAAAAGAGACUUUGUUAGAAACAAUCAAAAAUCAUUUUUCUUGCCAAUUUUCAGUCAGAAGGCAUUUUGAAAGAAAAAGAAAAACCAUGAACUCAUUCACAACAAAACAACAAGUCAAGCUAGUCUGGAUUGACCCAAGAUUUAAACUGGGAGAAGGACAACAUGAGUCACUGGACUGGGAAAAGUCAGCAGGGAACAAAUGAUUGGAAGUUUUAACCACAUGUUUUCUCUGGCUUCACCGCUGAGAGUCAUUUCUUCACUUAGAAAUCGUUUUCACCUACCAGCUUUCCUCCUCUUGCGUAAUUUUGUCCGGAACAACAUUUGGUGAGAGGAACAUGUUGGGAAUUCCCAUCAAAGUGCAUCUUUAUAUUCCUCCAUCCUCCGAGCCAGCUCAUUCUCUAUCUGGUGAACAUCUUCCACAUCCUGUCACCAAAGACCAAUCACAUUAACUCAGUGAACAGGUUUGCAUUAGGGUUAAAUAAUUCAACUGUAGAGUUUCAAAUAACGUAGUAAUAUGUAUCAAAUAAAUAAAUUAUCUAUAGUUCCAAAAAGUGAUUUUUUUUUUCACAACUUGAAGCUUUUAACAUGGAAUGGUGGAGAUAACUGGUGACUGCAGGGGAAAUAGGAUAUUCUCAUGCAUUUGUUUCUUUGUUCACUCCUACAGAGAAAGUGCUGAGGCCUUCGCCAAAUAAAGAGGAAUUAUUAUUAAAGCACAUUUUCAAAAAACAAAACAAAUUCAAAAUGUGCCCUUCUGAACGGCUGCUGCAGCUGCAGUUAAUUAGGCAGAUUGUCACACAGCCAAGCUGCAACUUGAAUCAAGCAUCUGCUGGUUUCACAUCUGUAGGUGGACUCUGUGGAUGAAUGCAUCAUCAUGGCUCUUCCAUUUAGAGUCUCCUGGCUAUGCAUGCUGCUAUGGGGGUGCAUUUGUUUUGCUCCACAAACUGGUUAUACUGUUGCACAUGAGUACCAUCUGUACAGAAGCUCACAACCUUCUAGUCAUUUGUCUUCUGGAGAAAUUUUAAAGCCAAACGACAAGGGUGAAACAAAUGAUAUUCUGCCACAUAGCUUUGUUUCAUUGGAGAGUGGAAACAUGCAGCAUUUAAAUCCAGUUAGGGGUUUUAGUGGAAAGAUGGUACAAAGCCACCCUGGUUCUGUACAUAAAGCUGAUAGAAAUCAAGUUUGGAGCAGACUGGAUGAUCACAAGAUACCAGGCAGACACCAUUCUUCAAAUAUUCCUGUUUACUCUCCAGAAAAUAUUUUCUCCUCUAAUGCUCAUGACAGCCAAGUAUUUAGCCAGCGAUCUGUCUCCCACCCGAACAACCAUUUAGGAGCUCCUGAGUUUGUUUCUAAUGAAACGGCUGAUGUUGGUCUCUCUGGUGGACCCAGUGGCUUUCCUGUGAGGGUUUCUAACCACAUUCGUUCAAACUACAAGCAGCCAGAACAAACUCUGUCUCCCUCACGAUCAUUUCCUGGAGAUAAUUCUGUUACUGGUCACAUGACUGACUCCUUCUUUGACACUUCAAACAGACCAUCUCAAGAUUCAAGCUUCUUUACGAGGAAGAGCUCCCGUUCAGGGAAGAGCUCCCGUUCAGUACCUUUAUCAUAUAAGCAAAACAUCCAAAAGCCAAAAUAUUUGCAUCACAUUAACGAUUUAUCAUCAGGUUACCCAUCAGAUGGUUCUUAUGGCAAAGAUCUCCACCAAGUGACACACACUGGUGUAUUUUCCCAACAGAGGCCACCAUCUUCCAGUCACGUUGUACUGAAAAAUAAAAUGCGUUUGCCAAAUUUUGCAGCCAAAAACAAGAAGAAAACGGCAAAAACCUCCCCGUGUCAAUCCAGUGUUGACAAUAAAUCAAACCAUGGUUGCCAUGCGCCCACACAACAGAUGACCGCAUCUGCUAGAUCACUGUUAAACCCUAAAGAUCGUUUACCACAGAGAAGAGAUCAAAAGGAUUUCAGAGAAAAUGUUCUGUAUAAACCUCAUCAGGAGCUGGAUAAAUCCAACCUGGAGUUUAAUGUAAAACCUUACACCUCAACCAAACAUUCAGGCCAUCUUGGAUACCAGAAUGUUCAAGUGGAUCCUCUCUACAUUCAAAAUGUGGUUUAUUCCCUGCAGGAGCAAAAUAAAAAUACCAAAGCAAAACCUAGAGGAACAGAUUCAACCCAGAAAGAAGUCUCGCCCAAGACGGCCAGGAAUCAGCUGAACUCAAUCUCUGAUCAAGACCGGUUCCUUUUCCAAAAUGGUGGAUAUGAGGAUGCAUUAAAAGCUGGCCUUAUGAAGACUUACAACCAGCCAAAUGUCUUUAGGAUGUUUUCAGACCCUACAAAUCUUGCUUUCUGGCCUUCAGAGUUUGAGGUUGAUCCUCUGGAUUCAAACUGUAUAGUUUGGAAGAGCACGUUGCGCUCAAUUCCAUCAAAAUUCCCUAAAUCAUCACAAUUUUUUGCUAACACAUUUGCCAAGUUAAGAAAGCGUCCCACCAGGGCUACAGCGCUCCUGUCAAAGACCUGUUACAUCACAAUUCAGCAGGGUCAAGACAAGGGUUUUAAUCGCGACCGGAACCCUGCCAGGAGAUGGAGAAUAUAAAACCACACCCCAUAAUACAGAAGGAUCGGAUGGAGCAAAGUUCAAGUGAUUGUUAACGGUAUGAAUUUUUUCAGACUGGUUUGAAUGCUGCAUCAGUGGUUUUGUUUUGAAAUGUAAACUAUUUUUCUUAAGGUUUCAGCAGGAUCCAUUUCCAAUAUCAAACCCUGUUUCUGGAGUUGGACACACGACUAACAUCGUUCGACAUUGUGUUUAACACUAACUGAAGAUGCAUGUUCUGUUGCAAAUAUUAAAAAUGGUAAACCUG
Messenger RNA from Nothobranchius furzeri (turquoise killifish), 5629 nucleotides. Lineage: Eukaryota; Metazoa; Chordata; Actinopteri; Cyprinodontiformes; Nothobranchiidae. The record is from RefSeq and is a predicted model, not a curated record.